Molecule: messenger RNA, 4901 nt
Organism: Rubroshorea leprosula
Lineage: Eukaryota; Viridiplantae; Streptophyta; Magnoliopsida; Malvales; Dipterocarpaceae
Source: the annotation of a GenBank genome assembly
CUUGUAAUUUUUCUAUUUGAAAAAGGAAACACCAUUUGAGUUUUCUGUCACCGCCACCCAUUACGUUUCUUCUCUCAUAAUCCUUGCUCGACAAAUUUCUCUCAUUUUCUGUUUGUCUCUCUCUACAAAAUUCCUAUGACUUUUCCAACUUUCAUUGUCUCAAAACGCGUCAGUGCAGCCCAAUGAAGAAGGUUGGUCCUCGGUACAGAAUAUAAAUAUCUCCUUGUUAUUCGAGGUGAUUCACCCUUUCCCGCUCUAGAAUGUCUUGAUUUUCAAGCAACUUCUGUUGACCGCCAUUUCAUCACAGAUAAAAGAUUCCUUUCUAUCUAUUCAUAGUCGUCUGUUUGUAAAUUAUUGAGGAGGUUUCAUCAUUACUCAGCUGUACUUUCUUCUGGGUUUGUGGUUGUUUCUAAUGAUCUGUUGCUGUUGUUCUGUUUUGGGAAUGAAUUUGAUUUGAACCAGCUAUCUGGGUUUUCCAUGAAUCGGUUAAGUGAUGCAUUCUGCCGCCGUAGAGGCAUUUGAUCUGUGGAUCACGGCCUCAAGACAGCAUCUUUCCAUCCCAUCACCUACAAUUCUCAAUACCCGAGAUCUAGAUACCCCACCUGUCUCAUCUGAGAUAGAGAAACCCAAUUCAACCUAUCCUACAAUGAAUUCUGGGAUGGAUUCGAAAUCCCCACUUGAGAAUCCAUCCAAUACGGAAUUCGCUGGUAGUACUUCGUCGCGACCGAGCAUUUCUUCCCUUCAAUACAAGGCUUCUGCUGGGAAUUCGAUAAAGGAAGUAGCUUUUGGUGAUUCGGGAUCGAGGCCCGUGCGGUAUGGAUCCCGGGGAGCUGAAUCGGAGGCUUUGAGCACGUCCCAGAAGGAGAUCAACGAGGAAGAUGCAAGGCUGGUUUAUAUAAAUGAUCCUGGGAAGACGAACGAGAGAUAUGAGUUUGCUGGUAAUUCGGUUCGAACCUCAAAAUACUCGAUCGUCACAUUCUUGCCUAAGAACUUGUUUGAGCAGUUUCAUAGAGUAGCGUAUAUAUAUUUCCUUGUGAUUGCUGUGCUUAAUCAGCUGCCCCAGCUUGCGGUUUUUGGCCGGGGAGCUUCCAUUUUGCCUUUGGCCUUUGUCCUUCUGGUUACGGCUAUUAAGGAUGCAUAUGAGGACUAUAGGCGGCAUAGGUCAGAUAAGAUUGAGAACAAUAGGCUGGCAUUUGUUUUGGUGAAUGGUCAGUUUGAACAAAAGAAAUGGAAGCACAUUCAGGUUGGGGAGGUAAUCAAAAUUCAUGCAAAUGAAACCAUGCCUUGUGAUAUGGUUCUACUUUCAACAAGUGACCCAACUGGAGUUGCUUAUGUGCAGACUACUAAUUUAGAUGGAGAGUCGAAUUUGAAGACAAGGUAUGCAAAACAGGAGACCCUUUUAAAGAUUAAUGAGGGGAAGUUUUCUGGGUUGAUUAAGUGUGAGAAACCCAACAGGAACGUAUAUGGGUUUCUUGCAAACUUGGAAAUUGAUGGGAAACUGCUGUCUCUAGGACCCUCCAAUAUUAUUCUUCGAGGCUGUGAGCUUAAGAAUACUGCUUGGGCACUUGGGGUUGUUGUGUAUGCUGGCCGAGAAACCAAAGCUAUGCUCAACAGCUCAGGAGCCCCAUCUAAGAGGAGUUGGCUUGAGACCCGUAUGAACUAUGAGAUUAUCACACUCUCUUUUUUUCUUGCUGCUCUCUGUACUGUUGUUUCUGUCUGUGCAGCUGUUUGGUUGAGGCGCCACAGAGAUGAGUUAGAUUACAUAGUCUUUUUUGGGAAACAGGAAUACUCUACGGGUGCAGCAAAGGACUACAACUACUAUGGUUGGGGAGCAGAGAUGUUUUUAACAUUCCUCAUGGCAGUUAUUGUGUUCCAGAUAAUGAUUCCCAUUUCAUUGUACAUUUCUAUGGAGCUUGUCCGUGUUGGUCAGGCCUACUUCAUGAUUCGCGAUACACAGAUGUAUGAUGAGGCUUCUGAUUCAAGGUUUCAGUGCAGGUCCUUGAAUAUAAAUGAAGAUUUAGGACAAAUAAAGUAUGUGUUCUCUGACAAAACUGGUACUCUUACCGAGAACAAGAUGGAAUUUCGGUGUGCAAGCAUUUGGGGUGUAGAUUUUAGUGGUGGGAAUGGAGCUUCACAAAAUCAGCAAAAUGGUUACUCUGUUCAAGUGGAUGAGAACAUUUGGAGGCCAAAGAUGAGUGUAAAGGUUGAUCCAGAGCUUCUGAGAUUUUUAAGAAUGCGAAAGGAUGCUAAAGAAGACAAUCAUGUUCAUGAUUUCUUCCUUGCACUGGCAGCUUGCAAUACAAUUGUUCCUCUUGUUGUAGACACAUCUGAUCCCCAUGUAAAGUUGGUAGAUUACCAAGGGGAGUCUCCAGAUGAACAGGCAUUGGUUUAUGCUGCUGCAGCAUAUGGAUUCAUGCUGAUGAAACGAACUACUGGUUAUAUUGUUAUCGAUGUUCAAGGAGAUAAGCAAAGAUUCAAUGUUUUGGGCUUGCAUGAGUUUGACAGUGACCGGAAGAGGAUGUCUGUUAUUUUGGGAUGCCCUGACAAGACUGUAAAAGUCUUUGUAAAAGGUGCUGAUACAUCCAUGUUUAGUGUGAUAGACAGAUCUUUGAAUAUGGAUGUAAGACACACAACUGAAGUCCAUCUUCGUUCUUACUCCUCUUUGGGUUUGAGAACACUUGUUAUUGGCAUGAGGGAACUGAGUGCCACAGAAUUUGAGCAAUGGCACUCUUCUUUUAAGGCAGCAAGCACUUCUCUGAUUGGUAGGGCUGCUUUGCUUCGAGAGGUUGCUGGUAAUGUAGAAAACAGGCUAUGCAUACUGGGUGCCACUGGCAUUGAAGAUAAAUUGCAGCAAGGAGUACCAGAAGCCAUAGAAUCUCUGAGAAUGGCAGGAAUAAAAGUAUGGGUGUUGACUGGUGACAAGCAAGAAACUGCCAUAUCAAUUGGCUACUCCUCCAGGCUUCUCACAGACCAGAUGACUCAAAUUCAAAUUAACAGUAACUCUACUGAAUCAUGUAGGAGGAGGUUGGAUGAUGCCAUGGCAAUGAGUGAUAAUAACACUGGGGGAACUUCUGGUGCUGGUUCGGCAUUGAUAGCCUUGAUCAUUGAUGGUACCAGCCUUGUUUACAUACUUGACAGUGAACUUGAAGAAAAGCUCUUCCAACUGGCCAGUAGGUGUUCUGUGGUUCUAUGUUGCCGGGUAGCCCCUUUGCAAAAAGCUGGAAUUGUUGCCCUUGUAAAGAAAAGGACUGCUGACAUGACACUUGCUAUUGGAGAUGGAGCUAACGAUGUUUCCAUGAUCCAAAUGGCUGCUGUGGGAGUUGGUAUCAGUGGCCAAGAGGGUCGGCAAGCUGUAAUGGCAUCAGAUUUUGCAAUGGGUCAGUUCAGAUUCUUAGUUCCACUUUUGUUGGUUCAUGGGCACUGGAAUUACCAGCGGAUGGGCUACAUGAUCUUGUACAAUUUUUACAGGAAUGCAGUGUUUGUCCUUAUUUUAUUUUGGUAUGUGCUUUUUACUUGUUUCACUCUGACAACUGCAAUCACUGAGUGGAGCAGUAUGUUAUAUUCUGUAAUCUAUACCUCAGUGCCUACAAUUGUUGUUGGUAUUCUUGACAAGGACCUGAGCAGGAAUACUCUUCAGAGGUGGCCUCAGCUCUAUGGGGCUGGGCACAGACAAGAGUGCUACAACAAUAGAUUAUUCUGGCUUACAAUGAUUGACACUUUGUGGCAGAGCAUUGCUGCCUUCUUUGUUCCUCUUUAUGCAUAUUGGGGCAGUACCAUAGAUGGAUCAAGUCUAGGAGAUCUUUGGACUCUGGCAGCUGUUAUAUUGGUUAAUCUACACUUGGCUAUGGAUGUUAUUCGAUGGAAUUGGAUUAGUCAUGCAGCCAUUUGGGGAUCUAUAAUUGUCAGUUUUGUUUGUGUUGUCAUCAUUGAUGCUUUACCAAUUUUACCUGGUUACUGGUAUGUCUCCUUUUCUUCACCUAUAUUAACAUCUGAAUUUUUCCUUGCACAAUUUUGUGUAUUUCUUUCCAGUGACAAUCUUAAGCAUGACCCUGAUUCUAUUUUUCUAUCCAGUUCCUUUCAAAAUUAUUGUACGUAGGGUCUGCGUUAAGUACUGAUUACUCCUGAUAUUUCCAACAGCUGUGCUUAGAGAAGUACCAUGCUGGCUAGCACACUUCAAGUUCAAUUGCUCUUCUAUUUUGUGACAAUAGGAAGUUUAGUUUUGUUUCCAUAUGAAAUUUCAACAAUUUCUAUUGUAUAUUUUUUUCUGAUCCUCGGUGCUUUGUUAUAAUUUGACAGGGCCAUCUUUCACAUUGGGAAGACAAGGUUGUUUUGGUUGUGUUUGCUUGUCAUUGUUGUGUCUGCAUUGAUUCCUCGUUUUGUCAUAAAAGUUCUCUAUCAAUACUACAGACCUUGUGACGUUCAGAUUGCGAGGGAGACAGAGAAGUUGGGAAAUCAGGGAGAGUUAGGAGCUGUAGAAAUAGAAAUGAACUAAAUCUUGGAUCCUCCCAGGAGAUGAAAGGUGGUUUGUUCUUUCACAUUUUUUCUUCUUUUUUGUGAAGUAUGGCAUUCUUUAGGCCUCACCAGGGUAUCAUUACUCAUGAUGGCUGGAUUUUCAUUGUCGGAUAUCCAAAGGAUAGAGAGUUUAUUACUCUUUAGGUUGUGUUUCAUAUUUGUUGUAUUCUAUAAAAUUAUCAAAUGUAAAUUAGCAUUUUUUGCAGAACAAAGAAAACCAUAUAUACAUCAAUACAUGGGUGUCACAAUGGAAAAGUUAAAUAGCACAUUUUUGUUGCCUUUCCUUGGCAAUCUAUAUGGGAGUGAUGUUGGGGCAUCUGUGAAAGAAAUCGACCAAAAUCAAUUUGUUUCAUGGUGUUUGAUGGCAGAAAUCAAUACUGCAUCCUCGU